This is a messenger RNA of Guyanagaster necrorhizus, 1128 nucleotides long. RefSeq lists its product as uncharacterized. The record is from RefSeq and is a predicted model, not a curated record. Gene Ontology annotation, cellular component: membrane. The transcript is spliced from 11 exons. Gene Ontology annotation, molecular function: malate transmembrane transporter activity. Gene Ontology annotation, biological process: malate transmembrane transport. Lineage: Eukaryota; Fungi; Basidiomycota; Agaricomycetes; Agaricales; Physalacriaceae. The coding region runs from base 1 to 1128 and encodes 375 amino acids.
AUGCCAUCACCACCCGUGAGCGAUAUCGCACGGCGCAUACAUGGAUGGUCAUGGCAGGCGUUCCCCAUUCUGAUGGGUACGAGCGCCGUAUAUAUGACGCUCUCGGACCUGAAGCACCAUCCUGCGUUCGUGUCAAACAUAGAGACGGUGUUUUUCUUCUUCAGCAUUAUUCUAUUUCUUGUCAACAUUGAUCCGAUACAAGGAAUAUUCGUUCCGUUGAUGGUCGUUUCUUUCGCUACCAUAGUUGUCGGCACCAUAGAUUACGACAUGAGUUACGGCCGCAUCAGCUCAAACCUAAUAUACGCCCUGUUCUGGAUAUACCUCGCCAUUGCGAUUGCAACGUGUUUUCCCAUGAUAAAAAUAACCUUCAGCAAGCCGCACGAACUGUCGAAUUUUGCACCAUCAUACGCGUUUCCAAUGCUUACUGGCCUGGUGUCAGCUAAUACUUUGAGGGUAAUCGAUGCGUCCGAUACAAGGGCUCUGGGCAUUUUGCUCGUAGGCUACGUUGUUCACGGUCUCGGGCUCUUCAUGGCUUUCUUCUAUCUUGCUAUAUACAUUCAUCGGUAUAUCGGGUUCAUGUCUGGCAAACAGUCAAAUGUCGCCUUCGUCGCGUGUAGUCCGCCAGGGUUUUCGGCGCUUACAUUAAUUAGCCUCGGCGAUCACGCAAGCCUCGCUGCUCGCGGAUACAUCACAGACAUCGCAGGCGACAUCUGGUAUUCAGCGAGCGUGAUGGCGAGCCUGCUGUUUUACGGUCUAGCGUUGUUUUUCUUCAUUUUGGGUGUUAUUUCCUACCGGUUCUCGUGCGAGCAUAUGGACGGUAUUCUUGACUGUUGGGCUCUGACAUUUCCGAAUGUGGGAUGGAUAAACGCUACACGUUCCCUAGGCGACAUUUUUCAAAUCCAGGGGUUCUUUACAUUCCACCUCGUUAUGACGAUCGUCAUGUGCAUUACAUGGCUGUUAUUAUUCACCUUCACGGUCAUCGCGUUCUUCCAAGGGAGGAUAUUGAAGUCGGGUGAAGAGGUUGAAGGAGAGGUAACGGAAGAGCGAAGCGCGCCCGGGUCAGUGAUCCCUUCUCAGGUUUCUACACAUUUCUCGGAGGUUUCCAGCCGAACACUAAUUACUGUGUGA